Messenger RNA from Coregonus clupeaformis (lake whitefish), 1760 nucleotides. Its product is annotated as coagulation factor X-like. The transcript has 10 exons. Gene Ontology annotation, cellular component: extracellular region. Gene Ontology annotation, biological process: blood coagulation; proteolysis. Lineage: Eukaryota; Metazoa; Chordata; Actinopteri; Salmoniformes; Salmonidae. Gene Ontology annotation, molecular function: calcium ion binding; serine-type endopeptidase activity. The record is from RefSeq and is a predicted model, not a curated record. Bases 199 to 1698 code for a protein of 499 amino acids.
GUUCUGAUUGGCUCAAAUAAGGGCUGUUUGUCAUGCUGAAGAGUGCAGAGCAAAAUGGUGGAGUAGACACGGCCUUGCGUCUCUGAGUGGCGAAGACUGGAUUUGAAGUCAUUGCCCUCCCUCUCCGCCUGCUCUCUCCAGAGUUGUGCUCCACAGAGCAGCCAGGAGUAGAGAGGCGCCUCACCCAGAGAUUCUGCCAUGUUUUGGCUCUCCCAGACCUGUUUCUUUCUCCUGCUGCUGCACAGCGUGGCCUCCGAGGUCUUCCUGAACAGUGACGAUGCUAGCCAGAUUCUGAACCGGCGGCGGCGGGCCAACAGCCCAUUUGAGGAGUUACGGCAGGGAGACAUGGAGAGAGAGUGUAUCGAGGAACCCUGUGACAGAGAGGAGGCUAGGGAGAUCUUUGAGGAUGACAAACUGACUACUGAAUUCUGGAACAAAUAUUACGAUGGAGAUGCCUGUGAGUCUAAGCCAUGUGUCCACAACGGGGUCUGCAAGGAUGGGAUUGGGACGUACACCUGCUUCUGUCUCGCUGGAUUCAAGGGGUACAGCUGUGAGAUUGACAUUCCUGAGAUGUGUGAGAAUAACAAUGGAGACUGUGAUCACUUCUGCCACGUGAAGAAGGACAGUGUGCAAUGCUCCUGUGCCGAUGGCUACUAUCUGGACACAGACGACAAGUCCUGCCUUUCCAACGAGACCUUUAAGUGUGGCUUCAUGGUAUCCAAGGACACCCGCACCAUCUUCAUCUACCAGCCUAACACCACUGCCACCAACACCACUGAAAAGACCAACAUGAUGGAGGACCCUAUCAGGGAAACGGCCUUGAAUGUAACCCAACAGAGUGAAAUCCAAUUUGUAUAUGAGGAUGAAGUUAUCGACAUGGUGACGGAGAAGCCAAUCUUUGCCGAGGCGAGAGGCGAAACCCGUAUUUUCAAUGGGAAGGAGUGUCCCCCAGGAGAAUGUCCCUGGCAGGCUUUCCUGGUAAACCACGAGGACAGGGGCUUCUGUGGAGGAACAAUCCUGAAUAAGUACUUCAUCUUAACUGCAGCACAUUGCAUGAACCAGACACGGUCCUUUUACGUUGUCCUCGGAGAGUUUGAUACGGAGGUGAAGGAUGGACGGGAGGCCAUACACCAGGUGGAAAAGGUGUUCAUCCACAAGGCCUACAUCUCCACCACCUAUCACAACGACAUCUCCCUCAUCAUGCUGAAGGACCCUAUCAAGUUCACCGAGUUCAUCCUCCCCGCCUGCCUGCCCGAACGCAACUUUGCCGAGAAGGUGUUGAUGAAACAGUCAUACGGCCUGGUGAGUGGGUUCGGUCGUGUGGGGGAGGCCAAACAGCCGUCCACCAUCCUACUGCGUCUGACCGUGCCCUACGUACCCCGGGCCACCUGCCUUCAGUCCAGCCAGCACAAGAUCUCCAACCGCAUGUUCUGCGCCGGCUACGAUAAGGAGAAGAAGGACGCGUGCCAGGGGGACAGCGGCGGACCCCACGUCACCCGUUAUGGGGACACCUGGUUCGUCACGGGCGUGGUGAGCUGGGGCGAAGGGUGCGCCCGCGAGGGCAAGUACGGCAUCUACACGCAGGUGUCCAAGUACAUCGACUGGAUCCGGGCAGUCAUGGGGAAGUUUCUCCCCAAGGAGGGGGGGAGGAGGAAGACGAGGGGGGCGGGUCAUAUGCACUCAAUGAUGUGGGUUUGAGGGAGACAGAGGAGAGAGGAGAACCAAUCAAUAAAGAGGCUUGAGGAAUUAUGGGCAAGAAA